AUGGCCAAGAGGGCGGCUGGGCAGAAUGUUCACCGGUUCUCUCGCGUGGUGGGCGUCGUCAAGACGUACACCAAGUUGCGGCAGGCAGUGCGGCAAAGCCGCACGCACGGUCGUACCGCGGAAGGCUUGGCGAUGGAGCUGAGGCGCACCAUGAUGGCCAUCGAGGUUCCUAUUUUGAAUCAGGUAGUGAAGCUCGCUAUUCCUCGGAAUCGUUGGGCCAAUGCCAAGAAGAGGGAUGACAAGAUGUUUGUGCAGCUCACGGCGGGAUCCCAUGUCGACCCCAGUGUCUUUCGGCAGCUCGUUGGAUGCUCUGGCAGGGCGGCCUUUGCGAAGUCGCCAGACUCGCUGCGUUCGUUCAUACAUGAGUCGUUCAAGCGCCGUGCCAUCUGCGUGACGAGCGAACGGUGCACGGGCGUGCCAGCCACCACGGACGAGAAGGCUGAGCGGAAGCAUCGGCUGUGGUGCGACGAGUACACGAACAAGGGCUUUGUGGAGUUCCCAGCGGGCUUCGGGCCCGGGGUCCAUAUCGGGGGCAAGAAGUUCGAUGCUGCAGCUUUGGAGCGGGUCCGCGACGCUCUGAAUAGCAGCGGGGAGUUUCGAAGGAUUUGGGGGGGUCGUUGCAAGACGCACCAGAUGGGCCAACUGAUUUGCAAGGUUCGCCAGCACGUGUUCUGCGGCAUGACGGCCAGUGCCGCGAGACAGUUCCUGGCGCGCGCAGAGCGCGGCGACAACAAGGAGACGGAGGAGCUGUGCUGGACACUCGCUGAAUUCGGGGCUCGCCCGGGGGUGGGCCGCGCAUGCAAGGUGGGGUAA
Prorocentrum cordatum is the source of this 813-nucleotide messenger RNA. The record is from the annotation of a GenBank genome assembly. NCBI's taxonomy places the organism in Eukaryota, Dinophyceae, Prorocentrales, Prorocentraceae.